Molecule: messenger RNA, 3312 nt
Organism: Amoebophrya sp. A120
Lineage: Eukaryota; Dinophyceae; Syndiniales; Amoebophryaceae
Source: the annotation of a GenBank genome assembly
AGCGACGUCGAACCACCACCAAGAUCAGAAAUAUGAAAACAGUUUAUUCAAACGUGACGCACGUCUGUAUAUUAUGAUACCGCAAGCCACUGGUACUAUCUCGAAUCUGCUCCGGAUACACCGCCUUUUGGUGCAACUAUAAGCGCUUCCACAUGUACAAUUCUGGGAAAAAUACCACGACCUCGCUCCGAUUCAUUGAACAAGUUUAACCCUUCGUUUUUGAUCUACUUGUGAGCAAGAGCAUAUAUCAUAGCAAUAAAGUAGCAAAAGGAAAUAAAGCCAAGAUGGCGGCCGCGGCGGUGAUGCAGCCCCCUACGCAACAAGCCGGGGGCGCAACCAGCAGCCAGUCGGAUCCCUACCAGAAGUUAAAAGAAGUUCAGCAACAGCUCGAGUUUCUGAACAUUCGGGAGGCGUACGUGAAGGAGGAGAUGAAGAAUCUGAAGCGCGAGAUGAUUCGCGCGCGCGAGGAGGUGAAACGGGUGCAGUCCGUGCCCCUGAUUAUUGGGACGUUCGCGGAACUCGUGGACCAGGACCACGCGAUUGUGCAGAGCAACAGCAGCACCUACUACGUCCGAGUUUUGUCCACGCUGAACCGCGAAGAUUUGAAGCCAAGCAAUUCGGUCGCGCUCCAUCGGCACAGCCACGCGGUCGUGGGGUUGGUGCCCGCGGAAGCCGAUUCCUCCGUGAUAAACCUCGCGGCAACGGAAAAGCCCGACGUUACGUAUAGAUUUUUCUCUACUGUAUCUCUAAGUACGAGUAGGAGUAAGUGUAGUAGUUUCUUUUUUACCGACGGGGCGAUCAAGAAUGGACCACGACCACACGACACCAAGCGAGCUCGGAAGAACUGCCUUGAGAAAACUACAGCUAGUACUGCCUCUUGACGCAGCAUUGAUUUGCAUUUGCUGAGUACAGGUCCUUCAUCAUACUUUGCUCAUGUUUGCCGAUCAUCAAGAGCAACAUUUGAUUCACGAUACAACAGCUAUGCGGACAUUGGUGGUAUGGACAUUCAGAAACAGGAGAUCCGGGAGGCAAUAGAGCUGCCGUUGAUACAGCAAGACCUCUACGCACAAAUCGGAAUUGACCCACCCAGCGGCGUGCUGCUCUAUGGGCCACCAGGUACUUCUUACCGGAAGUGGCUAUAACUGGAUUUUUCGAACAAAAACAAACGAAAUACUGCUUCCAGUUGAGAAGACGUCGCCUUGGUCCUCUGCAACUCCAGUACAUGAAGAUGUGGCCGUGCUAAAUAUCACGCGUCCACCUUUGAAAAUGCUAUUGCUAGCUAGCGAAUAAACAUCAAUUCGUUAUCUUACUUGCUUUUAGGUACGGGAAAGACCAUGCUGGCAAAGGCAGUCGCAAACCAAACGGAUGCACAGUUUAUUCGUGUCGUCGGGUCGGAAUUCGUCCAAAAGUAUCUCGGAGAAGGCCCUAGAAUGGUGCGCGACGUCUUCAGGUAUGCGAUUGGUUUCGUAUUUACUCUAUUACGCUGAAGCUGCGUACUCAUGAACAUGAGAACAGGGUGUAGAUGCUCAGUAGAACAUCAAGUGAGGCGUGCCUAAACUGACCAAAAAAUACUAUGCAGGAUGGCCCGCGAACAGGCACCGUCUAUCGUAUUUAUCGAUGAGGUGGACGCGAUCGGCACCAAGCGCUUCGAUAGUCAAACCGGGGCAGAUCGUGAGGUGCAACGUAUUCUUCUGGAGCUACUGAACCAAAUGGAUGGGUUCGACCAAACGACAAGCGUGAAGGUGAGCAAGUUGCAUACGAUUUGUUACAUUUGAGCAUGUUUUUCUCUGCAUCUCAACACCCAGAAGAUGCUCCCUGCUGCAAUCGCUUAUCAGGAUUUCAGUACCAGCAUCAUGGUAUUACAGAAAAAUGGAACGUGUGUCGUACUCCGCGUAGUACAGAGAAAUGAUAUUUGCAUUUCAGAAGGUAAGAUCCUACCUAAUUUUCUCGAAUACGUUUAACGAAUCCGGGUCAACCUAGGUAAUAAUGGCCACCAAUCGGGCUGACACACUGGACCCGGCAUUACUCCGACCCGGGCGUCUGGACCGAAAAAUCGAAUUUCCUUUGCCGGACAGAAGGCAGAGAAGGUACUUGUUAAUCUAAAUCUUUUUCGACAUCAUCAUGGCAGUGUUGUAAACUCGAUUGUCUGUACAUGUGCUUUCAGGCGAUACAACCCCCAGUCGGUAAAACGAAAAACGACGGUGGGGACUGAAGAACGUGUACGUGUAGGCAAAGAUGAUCAAAAAUGAUGAAUAUCAUUUAUCUCUGUGCAGGCUGAUCUUUCAGACGAUCACAAGCCGCAUGAAUUUGAGCGAAGAGGUCGACUUGGAAGACUUCGUCGCGCGACCCGAGAAGAUUUCGGCGGCCGAUGUUGCAGCGAUCUGCCAGGAGGCCGGCAUGCAGGCCGUCCGACGGAACCGGUAUGUAAUUCUGUCUAUCCACUGCAAAUUUGUCAGCGAAGUAGGGAAUAAACCGGAGAGGUGUUGUAUGAGCUGGCCGCCGGCCCGCUUUGAAAUUGCAAUAACCCGGCCAUGCUUGAAGCUGUGUGGCCGAAAUAGCCUCGAAACGCUUUCGCUAUAUUCUGUGAUGUUUCGUAUUCGUACGCCUGUGUGUAUUGCGGUCAUGAGGAAAGUAAAUGCGUGUUGAGCAAUUCGGCGGCUUCUUUCUCUGCGCCUUGGCAAAAUUUGCAAUGGAUAGCGUCAAAAGACUUCGAGAUCGGCUGGAAGGAGCAUGCGAAGAAGAAGGACAAGGACUUUGACUUCUACUCGAUAUAGAAGUCGCCCAGUGUCAAAGGUCUUUAUGAUAAAGCUCGAGCUGCGACAAGAGCCGUCUUGUAGCCGUCGUCUUCUGUUCCAGCCCUGCUGCCUCCCCGCAGUAGCUCCUGGUCUUGUCUAACUGCCGAUGUGGAAGUGAGAGGAAACAAAAACGACCUAGGAGGAUGAGGACCGAACCGGCUCGUCUGCACAACCCCAGCGACACCCUCCGCGCCCCCCGCGGCAGACGUAGUUGGAGUAGCUACUACUGACUCCAAAGUACAACUUUUUUAAAAGAUAGUAACUCCAAAGCGACAGCCGCCCGUGGGGAAACAAUAAACAUCACGCGAAAAGAACCCACACUGUUUUGCGGUGACGGCUCAUGUGCUAUGAAGCUCCCGGUUUUCACUAUGCCGAAACGACAUGACGAGAAGCUAAGAAGAAACAGAAUCGCUACACAAAACGGAAAACUAUUUUCAAUGUCAUCUUUAUUUUGCAGUCCCUGCGCAGGGACGGAUGAAACUGCAAGACGAGUGUAUGCAUCUAUUGCGGUCUUGUG